Pecten maximus is the source of this 1255-nucleotide messenger RNA. RefSeq lists its product as uncharacterized. The record is from RefSeq and is a predicted model, not a curated record. Bases 132 to 1028 code for a protein of 298 amino acids. The transcript is spliced from 3 exons. NCBI's taxonomy places the organism in Eukaryota, Metazoa, Mollusca, Bivalvia, Pectinida, Pectinidae.
ACUUCCGGUUGAGUCGAACGCGCCUUUGUACACAACAUGGCGGUGCACACAUGUACAUGCCGGUGACAUUGACAAGAGUUGAUGAAGGAUUGGCAUUUAACAUAAAGUAAUUAAGAGAUCUACUAACCAAAAUGCUGAGCUGGUGCAGGAUAUCGCCUGUAAUAUUGCGAGCCGUGACCAGUCUUGCAGGGCAAACUCCAAGACAUGUUGGGGUUAUGAAAUCAAGACAGAUCUGUUGGACAAAGAAAUGUUCGGUGGUAAGGCUAAGCUCCAGCGCCAAAACCAAAAAUACUCGCCAUGAAAACCAUCAAGAAAAUCUACAACCAAAACAUAAAAAGAAUGUUUCACAAAAUAUUCAUCCAAGUGCACAAAAAAAGGCAUCAAGCAAAUUCGCAAAACAAAAAGAGAUUCCUUUUUCUGUUGAGCAGAGUCCUCACUACAUAAAGUCCUCAUUUGAUGACACGUUUGAUAGUGAGCUUGAAAACCAACACAAGGAGGACAAAAUUCCAUCAAACCACUCGCUGAUAUAUAUUGACACGUUCCAGCGAAAUGCCCUGAUUAGAAAUACAUGUUCCAGAUUUUUUCUCAGUGGUUUAGAAGUUUUUUUAGUAAACAGUUUGUAUCAACAGUGGCAGAGUCUGGUCAGUGUUGGCCAAGACCCGUUCUCUCUCUCCAAUCUUGCGUUUUUAAUCACAGCAGUUGCAGCACUUAUUGCCCCUUUCACUGUGGGAAUAAUACAACUUGAUAGCAGAAAACGUAUCUUACGAAUUUAUAGGGAAAACGAUAAAAAGCAAAACAAAUAUAUUGCUGUAAAAACACACUGGGUGUUUUGGACUAAACAACAGCACUUCACUGGCAAAGACAUCAAAUAUAUGCAAGAAUGGGAAACGUCCAUAUAUGGUCUUGUUGCUGGUAAUGUAACCAUCAACCGAACGCGAUGUCGAGUCUUACCAGACUGCUUCAGGGAAUUUAGCGGUUACAAUGAGUUUUUAGGAUUCGUACCGACAAGUUUUCAAGAAACAAAAUAAGAGGACUUUUUGACUUUAAAGUAAUUUCGGGUAAAAUAAAUGUAUAAAAAUUCUGUAUUAAAGAAUUUUAGAUAUCUGGCUGUUUUACAUAAUUGCUCAUGCAUCUCAUUUGAUUUUGUUUUGAAAAACUUCAGUAUUAUAUACACAAAGUGACCCAAUAAGUUUUGCUUCUGAUUCUUUGAUCCAUAAUGUUGGCUUCAAUUAGAAACAGUAAACCUGUCUGUAUA